Messenger RNA from Sphaerulina musiva SO2202, 2729 nucleotides. RefSeq names its product glycoside hydrolase family 31 protein. NCBI's taxonomy places the organism in Eukaryota, Fungi, Ascomycota, Dothideomycetes, Mycosphaerellales, Mycosphaerellaceae. Bases 1 to 2703 code for a protein of 900 amino acids. Gene Ontology annotation, biological process: carbohydrate metabolic process. Gene Ontology annotation, molecular function: hydrolase activity, hydrolyzing O-glycosyl compounds; carbohydrate binding. The transcript has a single exon. The record is from RefSeq and is a predicted model, not a curated record.
AUGCCUCAACAGGAAUUCGUGCCCCAGGCAUACACUUUACUCAAGUCGACCCAACACUCGCUCCAUCUACAGAGCAACGACACGUCCCAACCUUGCGACUUCACUUUCGAAGUCUUGAAGCCCACCCUUUUCCGAACCACUUUCACCUCCAAAACUCAUCCACUCCCGCCGUAUCCAAGUGCUCGCAAACCACCUCCUAGCAAUGACGGCUCUUUCGCAGCUGUCUCCUCCUCAUCUGGAGACCAAAGAACCAAAUAUGUAUGUGGCGAAAUCGAAGCCACUGUCGACUGGACCACAGUUCCACUCGUAUCCAUAGGUUUCGUAGACCAACCCCAACCUCUGCACGCCGAUCUCCCAUUCCGCUCCUACGCACUCGAUGGCACCGGCAUAAGCCACUACUCUCGCUAUUUUCGCGGCAGCCUGCACGUGGGACUCGGCGAAAAGGCAGCACCCAUGGAUUUAUCAAAUCGCCAUUUCACACUGUCGGCGACAGAUUGUUUUGGCUAUGAUGUGCAUCGGACGGAUCCCAUGUACAAACAUAUUCCAUUGCUAAUGCGAGCUGGACCGGAAGGUGUCGUGGCCACCUUUUCCACCAGUCAUGCUCGAGGGUAUUACUCUGUAGGGUCGGAAAUGGAUGGUAUGUGGGGAUUCUUCAAAGUCUACAGACAGGACUAUGGGGGGUUAGAGCAAUACACUCUGGUGGGGAAGACGCUGCAGGACGUUGUGACCAUGUAUGCUGAACUGGUCGGUUUCCCUCUCUUGGUGCCACGCUGGGCCUUUGGGUAUCUGGGCGGCGGGAUGAAGUAUUCCAUGCUCGACGAGCCGAGAGCGAGUGAGGCCUUGAUGGAGUGGGCGGAUACCGUGAAAAAGCACGAUAUUCCUUGUUCGGGAUUCCAGAUGAGCUCGGGCUAUACUGUUGCGGAAACGGAGCCGAAGACAAGAAACGUGUUUACAUGGAACAGACAUCGCUUCCCGGACCCGAAAGGCUUCACAGAUGCAUUUCACGCACGAGGGAUUCGCCUGAUUGCGAAUGUCAAACCAUAUGUCCUUGAAAGCCACCCAGAGUACCAAAACCUCGUUAAGGCUGGAGCGUUAUUCAAGGAUGUGGACACUGGUGGACCUGCUGUAGCUCGACUAUGGAGUGCAGGCGGCGGCGAAUCCGGGAAAGGCGGACAUAUCGAUUUUAGCUCCAAGUCCGGCUAUCACUUCUGGUACGAAGGAGUCAAGAAACUACGCUUGGAAGGUAUGGACUGCAUGUGGAACGACAACAAUGAGUAUGUGAUCCCCAACGAUGCGUGGCAAUUGGCUACCGACAAUCCACACGUACAAGGCAGCGAGGAACGACGAAGGGAUAUUGGACUGUGGGGACGUGCAAUGCACACGGAACUGCAUGCAAAGGCUUCACAUGAUGCACUUGUGGAGGCUGUGCCGCACGAACGUCCUUUUGUGCUGACUCGUAGUGGAACCGCUGGGACAUUUCGCUAUGCGUGUUCCACCUGGUCGGGCGACAAUAUCACAUCGUGGGACGGUAUGCGUGGCGCCAAUGCUCUUUCACUAACUGCCGGCAUGUGUCUGAUGCAAUGCUACGGACAUGAUAUCGGGGGGUUUGAAGGUCCGCAACCUUCGCCCGAACUGCUUCUCCGAUGGGUACAGCUCGGUUGCCACAGUCCUCGUUUCGCAAUCAAUUGCUUCAAGACGGGCAACGACAACUUAGUCGGAGACGUAAUCGAACCAUGGAUGUAUCCCGAAAUCCUCCCCCAAGUCCGCAAAGCAAUCAAGCGCCGUUACGAAAUGCUUCCCUACAUCUACAACCUUAUGCUCCAAAGCCAUUUCACCGCAGUCCCCGCUCAACGCUGGGUCGGCUGGGGCUACGAACAAGACCCCGAAGUCUGGACUAAUCCCAUCCUCAAAGCCGGCGAGCAACAAUACUGGUUCGGCGACACGCUCCUCGUCGGCGGAGUCUACGAACCCGGAAUCUCCCACGGAAGAAUUUACACCCCGAAACGCACUCCCACCGACCCCGGUUUCCUCAACCUCAACCCUCCAUACCAAUACCUCCCCGCAGGAGCAUGGCACACCAUUUCCUCUCCCUGGAAUGAUAGUAUUCCCCUCCUCGCCCGCAUCGGCGGCGCCAUACCUGUGGGGAAAAAUUCACAAGUCCGCACUACCACACCGAGUGUUGUUGGCGACGAUCCGUUCUCUCACAACGAAGCUCAUCUUCCCGCCGAUGACUGGCGUGGUGUCGAAAUUUUCCCUCCUCCAGAAGAAGAUGAAGAAAAAGACUCUUCUGACAGACAACACCACCACCCUCCAACAACAACAAAAGAAUUCACAACAACCUGGUACGAAGACGACGGAAUCUCUCCUUCUCCCACUCCCAUCGCAAAGUUCACAAUUAGUUACUCUGUGACUUCGCAGCAGCAGCAGGGGGUGAAUUUUACAUUUCGGCAGCAUUGUGCUGCAGGAUUUGUUCCAUUAUGGGUCAAGAAUGGAUUGACGGUGAUUUUGCCCAUGGGGGAUCGGAGGAGGGUAGUUUGGGGUGGGGAUGGUGCUUCUUCUUCUUCUUCUUCUUCUUCUUCUGCUGCUACGGAGGUUGAGGUUACGAUUGAAGAGAUGGAACCUGAUGAUAUUGGUCGCAGGAGAUAUCAGCUUGUUUUUGAUGGUGCUGAUGCUGAUGCUGAUGAUACUGCUUCACGAGGAUAAGCUAGGCAGGCAGGUAGGUAGGUAGU